Phytophthora nicotianae INRA-310 is the source of this 489-nucleotide messenger RNA. RefSeq lists its product as hypothetical. Bases 95 to 457 code for a protein of 120 amino acids. The record is from RefSeq and is a predicted model, not a curated record. Lineage: Eukaryota; Oomycota; Peronosporomycetes; Peronosporales; Peronosporaceae. The transcript has a single exon.
CGCGAUCUUGUCGUCUGAGCACGAGAAGAAGCCGGCAGCCUCCCACCAGUCCUGCCACGCAGCCUCGACAGCCACGGGGUUGUAGGCGGACAACAUGGGCUCAGUCAUGUCCUUCUUCUCGCCCUUGGGCGUGCGGUUUACAAACGCAGGAGCCUUAGGAGUCUCUUUCUCCUCUUUUUUCUUCUUCUUAUCGCUCUUAGGAGCCCAGCGGUUCGGAUCCUUCUCCUUCUUAACAGCGCCACCGUUCUUCUCAGCGCGUAGAGCCUUCUUCAUGGCGUUCUUGCUCAUCUUGACAGGGGCCGGAGGGGCCGCAGCGUCGGGCGUGGGGGCAGAGUCCGCCAUGUUCAAGGGACUCGAUGGAUGCGGAAAUGGCUGGCAAAGAUGCGGUGGAGCGGUAUUGGGAAAACUAAUAACGAUAAUUUUGCAACCAGGGAGGUAUCAGUGUUUGUAUGCAUGAUGAAUUUUAAACAUCAUAUAUUCCUAAACCCG